Molecule: messenger RNA, 2567 nt
Organism: Hylaeus anthracinus
Lineage: Eukaryota; Metazoa; Arthropoda; Insecta; Hymenoptera; Colletidae
Product: clavesin-2-like
Exons: 6
Coding region: 426-1811 (461 amino acids)
Cellular component (GO): membrane
Molecular function (GO): phosphatidylinositol bisphosphate binding
Source: RefSeq, a predicted model, not a curated record
AGCGAAUCGCACAGGCGACUUUGUUGCUGCGUGCCGUUCGCUCGUGAUCGUUCGAGCGACGAGGUUCCUUUGCCGCACGAAUCCUUUGUCUUCGUUGCUCACGAGUCACGAAUUAGAACUUGAUUCGUUCCAUGUGGUGAAAAAAAAUGACUGGUCAGCGAGUUUCGGGAGAUCUGUGAAUAGAUGUAGUUUCUUGUUUUUGUGAAAAUUUAACCGUAACGUCGCGCUAUAGUUGCAAGUUUAACAGUGACAUAAAAAGCGGUUGUCUAAAGGAAAAGCGUCGAAAAAUAGUGUAAGUUCGCUAUUGUAAAUACAGUACAGAUUCAAUUUACGACCGUGCCUGUCGUUAAUGCUGUUAUUUAUUCUGUAACGGAACAUCCAUUACAUAAACGCGUAUCCGUGGUAAAACAGAAAAAAAGCUCAAGAUGUCCGAGUAUUGCGAGUACUUGUGGGACCCCACGAGAGGUCACGCGAGCACCGCAUUCGCGCGAAGCAUCUACGAAGAGGAAGGUAGAUUCGAUAAACGUGAUAAAAAACUGGCUAUCAAGACUGUCAGAGCAAUAUUGCGAGAAAUGCCGGAUGUAGACCUCAAGCAUUGCACGGAUGAAUAUAUUACGCGUUUCCUGCUGGCUCGGAAGUAUCGUACGGAACAGGCUGCUACCCUGAUAGCCGCUUAUCAGGCGCAAGUAGCACAUCGACAAGAUAUUUUCGGUAAUCUAACGGCAAGAGACCCAGCCUUGCAACGCGCGCUACGCGCAGGAAUACCGGGUGUGCUUCCUGCGCGCGAUAGGAAAGGCAGGUGUGUGCUGGUUAUAUUGGCCUCGCAAUGGGACCCGAUCGCGGUACCAGCGUUAUCAGUCCAGAGAGCUCUUUUCUUGGUUCUGGAGACUCUCAUACAGGACCCAAGGAAUCAGCAAUCCGGUUUCGUGGCGGUAGUAGAUUGGAGCGGAUUCUCUUUACGACAAGGCGGUGCCUUGGGCGCAGCGGCACUGCGAAACCUAAUAGCUGCUCUUCGAGGACGAUUUCCGGCUAGAUUCAAAGCUGUACACUUCCUGUCGGCACCUCUCUACGUCCAGGCUACGCUGGCCCUCGUGAAACCAUUUUUGGAUGAAAAGACUCGAAAUAAGAUCUAUUUACACGGAAAUAAUUUGAGUACCCUACACGAGCACCUGCCUACCGACAUUCUGCCAGCGGAAUUGGGUGGUACAGGGCCAGCCUUUAAUCCAGGACUAUGGGCAGAACCAGUUAUUCAUUCGGCGAUGAAGGAAGCUGAGCUGGCCGCGAUGAAGAAAGAACAGGAACAAGCUGAAAUUGCGGAGAGAUCAUGCGACAAGACGUUGGUCGAGUCCAGAAACGUAGAGAACCAUAAGAGGAACCAAGCAGACUCCAUGGAGUCGAGCAAUGGUACGACCAAGGAGAUUGGACGGCGAUUCUUUAAUCCGUUUGGGAGUUCUGUAAAGAAUCAGUCUACGAAACAACCAGGAGGAACGAAUGUAGAGCUGAAUUUGAUUAAUCGCAGUGUUGUGCAUAUAGAAGAAAAGGAGGACGGAAGAAUAGCGAAUAGGAUGAUAAUGGAAGACGACGAUUCUCAUUCUCAGAGUAAAGAUAAAAUGUUAAACAAUGGGAAUACUGGUUACUUUGACGACAAAAGAGAAAAAGAUAGCGAUCUGAAGGAUAACUUAUUAGAAACCUCGAAUAGACUCGACAGCGAUGACAGUAAGGACAAUUCGUUGGAUAAUAGAUCGGAGAAUGCACUUAUCGAUGCAGGUAAGUGUGAGAUGCCUUCCGAAGAAACGAAUCUCAUAACGUAAUGUUGAUGAUCGUCGAAAUGUUAGUUUAAAUUAAAUUUAUCGUCUAGUUAAGCAGAACUUUUAAUACAUUUAAUAAUUUUUCAUACACCGAUUUUGACGAAAGUGAGGAAUCAAGUUCAAGGUAGUUUUAGGAUAAGCGUAGUAGAUUACAUUUCGUAGUCUUUAAGGAAUACCUUGUGAUAUGAUAAACGUCAUUUUUAAUGUAUUUAUAUAUUCAUGAGGCUUUUAUUAUAUUUCUCAUAAAUAGAGAAUACAUUCACAUUGUUAGUCUACACGCGAAUCGAGUUUAUUGCAUAGAGAACAUUUAAUACAGCGAAUCCAUUUUUCAUUUUAUUUUUCGAUAUUAUCGUAAAACAUGAAUUCAUUUUUAUAAAAACGAACCCACUGCCUAUUUAUAGUAUAGUAGACAAACGAUAUACACAUCUAAGGUAAUGAUGUAUAUGAAGUAAUCAUUGUUAAUGGCAUUGUAAAAUAAUUCCUGUCCUACUACUUGAAAGUACUUAACAUGUAAUAAAAGGAAAGCUCGUCGCUCGAAUACUUUUGAGGUUCCUCUUUACUCUUUCUUCGAUUGUGCGUAAUAAACAAUUUACAAAGAGUUUUAUAACUUGCAAUAAGUACUUAUAAUUUAAUAAGUUGACUUUUACCGAAACUUGUGACAUUAUGAAUACGGGCAAAAAAUCUUACACAUUUUUACAUAUAUUUUUUUUAAACUGUACCGGCGAUAAACAAUACGUAUUAGUUCUGUAAAUAUGUAUU